Messenger RNA from Mangifera indica (mango), 2583 nucleotides. Its product is annotated as zinc finger CCCH domain-containing protein 5. Gene Ontology annotation, biological process: mRNA splicing, via spliceosome. The record is from RefSeq and is a predicted model, not a curated record. Gene Ontology annotation, cellular component: U2AF complex; spliceosomal complex. The transcript has 9 exons. The coding region runs from base 129 to 2267 and encodes 712 amino acids. Lineage: Eukaryota; Viridiplantae; Streptophyta; Magnoliopsida; Sapindales; Anacardiaceae. Gene Ontology annotation, molecular function: pre-mRNA 3'-splice site binding; metal ion binding.
CUUCGGGUUACUAAACCCGACCCAAAUAAAUGUUGAAUGGCCCACAUCAAAUUGACAAACUCGCUCUUUCUGCUCCUAAAUCCUAAUUUUCAGUGGAAUCGCACUAGCUCCAAUACUUGUGACACAACAUGGCGGAGGAAGAGGCUACAGAAGAGAAAAGCCUGACAGUGGUGGAAGGAGCCGAGAGCGAGAUGAAGGUGAGCAGGAAGGAGAAGAGAAAGCUGGCGAAAAAGAAGAAGAGGAAGGAGAAGAGGAGGGAAAUAGCGGAGAAGGAGAGAGAAGAAGCGGAGGCUAGAGCGAACGAUCCUGAGGAGCAGAGAAAGCUGGAGAUGAUGGAGAAGGAAGAGGACGAGGAGAGACAGAGAGUAUUGAAGGAGUUUGAAAAGAGAGAGGGGAUCUGGCUUCGAGAAAUGGAAAGGAAGAAGGAGGAGGAGAGACGGAAGAUGCUGGAACAAGAAAGGGAAGAAGCAGAAGAAGAGGCCAAGAGAAAUCUGCCGGUUGAGAAUGAGUGUGAUGAGGAUGAUGAUUGGGAAUAUGUUGAAGAAGGGCCUGCAGAAAUUAUAUGGCAGGGAAAUGAAAUAAUUAUCAGGAAGAAGAAGGUCAGAGUUCCAAAGAGGGAUGCAAACCAUUUGAGUGGAAAAGAGGAUGCUGAUAGGCCUACAUCUAAUCCUCUUCCCCCACAAUCUGAAGUUUUUGCUGACUACCAGAAUGCACAACAGGCAUUAGAGACUGUUGCGCGUCAAGUUCCAAACUUUGGGACUGAACAGGAUAAAGCUCAUUGUCCUUUCCAUCUAAAGACCGGAGUUUGUCGGUUUGGUCAGAGUUGCAGCAGAGUUCAUUUUUAUCCUGAUAAAUCAUGCACUCUGCUUAUCAAGAAUAUGUACAAUGGUCCUGGCCUUGCAUGGGAACAAGAUGAAGGGCUUGAGUAUACUGAUGAAGAAGUUGAACGCUCCUAUGAAGAAUUUUAUGAGGAUGUGCAUACAGAGUUCUUGAAAUUUGGAGAAAUUGUGAAUUUCAAGGUGUGUAAAAAUGGUUCAUUCCACUUGAAAGGAAAUGUCUAUGUUCAUUAUAUGUCACUGGAAUCAGCUGUUGAUGCUUAUAAUUCUGUCAAUGGCCGAUAUUUUGCUGGCAAACAGAUCACAUGUGAAUUUGUCAAUGUGACUAGAUGGAAGCUUGCCAUAUGUGGGGAGUAUAUGAAGUCAAGACUUAAGACAUGUUCCCGCGGAAUGGCAUGCAAUUUUAUCCACUGUUUCCGCAACCCUGGUGGGGACUAUGAAUGGGCUGAUUGGGAUAAACCACCGCCAAAAUAUUGGGUGAAAAAGAUGGCUGCUUUAUUUGGUUAUACUAAUGAUAUUGGGGACUGGAAACAGAUUGGUCAAGAUUAUUCAGGGCAAAUGAGGAACUCUAACAAGAUAAUCACAGCAGAAAUCGACAGGCAUCGGUCGAGAAGAUCUAAAUCCAGGGAGAUGGAUUGUGUGAGAACCGCUUCCCGGAGAAGUCAUGAUGAUUAUGAUUAUGAUGUUGGGGAGAGGACUCACGGUCACAAGAAUACCAAUGACAAUAGAAAGGGAAUCAAACUUCUUGACAAAAAAAUUCCUGAAGAGAGUUCAAAGUUCAAGGAUUGUUAUCACUGUGAGAGCAGAAGUGAUAAGACUAGUUCUGAUGGAAACUCGUCGGAUGGGGACAGAGACCAAGAUAGAAAUAGACACCAAAGUCGCUCAAGGAAAAGCCAAAAGCGCAGGAGAGGUGUCUCAGAAAAAUUGAAUGAUUAUAAGGACAUCAAGAACAGAACUUAUGAAGCUGAAUCUGAUUGGAAUUUUUCAGAUGGGGAGAGUGAUGCCAAAACUCACCAUGUUCAUACCGAGAGAAAUUGGAGAUAUACCAGCAGUCGGGAAGUACAAGAUGAUGAUGGAGACAGUGAAAAUAGAACUCACAAAAAUCAUGGAGAAAGAGAUUGCAGUCACACUGCAAAAAGGUCAAGAGUCAGUGACAGGCGUAGGAUGUCGGAUCCUGAUUCAGGACAUGAUUUGCUGGAUAGGGACAAAGAAGGACGCCAUAGUCAUGAAAAACACUCAAGGAAAGGUAACAGAGAACACAAGCAUUCAAGAAGGAGAUCUCAUUCAAGGAAAGAGAGCAGCAAAUCAAAACACCGACAUUCGAAAUCAAAUGAAGACCAUGAAUCCAGUAGUUUAGAUGAGUAUGAGGAAAGACAUAAAACCAUUGACAAGCACGAUCGCUGGAAACUUGCAAGUCCUGAGGAAGAUUAAAAACACCAGAGAAAGAGUACAAGUGUUCAGAGUUACGAAUCCGAUAGGGCAGGUUGUUAUGAUGGAUGAUGUAAAUCACAGGAGCUCAACUCAAUAUACUGUUGCAAGGGAAUGAUUUGAUGACGGCGGCAUGGAAUCAAAAGAAGAUAAAUCCAGAGUUGCAGUGAGCACUUGCUAGUGGGAAGAUCCGAUGAUCAAUCAGAUUUUCUCGUUUUAAUUCAUAAAGUUAGGUGAAAGCUGCUGAUUUUAUCAAUGUGAAAGCUCAACAAUUUAAAGGAAUAUGAAAUGAAGAAAUCAACUGGUGAGCUUCGAGAAA